AUGUUCGCUGCCCAACCCGCUCCCUCAACACCCACGAAGCCUUUCCGUCAUACAGGCCACUAUACACCGGUCCGGCCAUCGCCUCUUGGUCCGCACAGCACCACCACCACCGCCACUCCCCCAUGGACAAUGGGCUCGCCCACGCCCAUGCGCUCCGGAGCCUCGCCCAUCUCUUUCCCUACCUUUACCUCUGCCGCCGGUGCCGUGGCCCAAACAGAACAACCACCCCGAUACCACAACCCUUUUUCCCCCUCCACAGGCGUAUCUCGCUCCAACUCACCGUCUCAAACACACUCCCAAUCUCCCAGCUUCACUAAUAUCGCCUCCUCACCCGCGCCAUUGACCCACCAACCGGCCAACGCUCCUACGCACCCCGGCCAACCAAACAAUAAAUUUGCGCCACAGUCUCCUACGCCCACCUCGCCGACCCCGUCGCGUCAAUCGCGGUUUGCAGAGCGAUAUGCGGCGCAGAUUGCGAACCCGAUGCGGGGGACGACGUCGCUUGCACGCUCCAAGACCCGGGCCAUGUUCUUGAAUCGAGUCAGGAGUGAGCGAGAUACGGGGCGGUUCGAAGCUCGCGGGGAGCAGAUGAUGAUGGCGGAGCAUUUGGCGGAUAAGAGGAGGUGGGAGGAGAGCAUGGCGCGGGAGGCAGAUGGGGCUUUGUAUGGGGUUGAGCGGGAUAUUGAGGAUGAUGGGAUGCUUCCUGUGGAUGAGGACGAAUUGCGGGCCCUCGAUGAGUAUCUCUCUCAGGAGGAAGCUUUUGAAAGAGCCGCGCAAGAGUCAAUAAGCAAUGCUCACAGAUCUCGAAUGACCGAGCCGGAUGUUCCGUUUAGUGAUGCUGAUUAUGAUGACAUCUUCAUGCAAUUACAAGAGCAUGCGCAGGACAUGGAUAUGUCUUGA
Messenger RNA from Penicillium diatomitis, 900 nucleotides. RefSeq lists its product as uncharacterized. Lineage: Eukaryota; Fungi; Ascomycota; Eurotiomycetes; Eurotiales; Aspergillaceae. The record is from RefSeq and is a predicted model, not a curated record. The transcript has 2 exons. Bases 1 to 900 code for a protein of 299 amino acids.